Messenger RNA from Actinia tenebrosa (Australian red waratah sea anemone), 542 nucleotides. RefSeq names its product large ribosomal subunit protein P1. Lineage: Eukaryota; Metazoa; Cnidaria; Anthozoa; Actiniaria; Actiniidae. Gene Ontology annotation, cellular component: cytosolic large ribosomal subunit; ribosome. Gene Ontology annotation, biological process: translational elongation; cytoplasmic translation. The record is from RefSeq and is a predicted model, not a curated record. Gene Ontology annotation, molecular function: structural constituent of ribosome; protein kinase activator activity; ribonucleoprotein complex binding.
ACAAAAGCUUCUUCUUUCUUUCCAAAAUCUUCGUGAAAUAAGGUGUAGAGUUCUCACUGAGCUAAGGCCUUAAAAUCCGUUUACAUCCUUGUAAGCAAGGCAACCUACAUCGAGUUUCCCAACCAUCCUGAAAGAAAAAGCAUAGUUUUACAUUAUGGCAUCAAAAUCUGAACUCGCUUGUGUGUACAGUGCCCUUAUUUUACACGAUGACGAUGUCGAUAUCACCGCUGAGAAGAUCAGCAAGCUCAUCAAAGCAGCCAAUGUAGAAGUAGAAUCCUUCUGGCCYGGUCUCUUUGCUAAGGCACUAGAGGGUCACAACAUCAUGGAUCUCAUUGCUAGCGCUGGUGCUCCUGGUAGUGGUGSUGCUGCCCCUGCUGCUGGUGGUGCUGCUGCCGGUGGAGAAGCUGCUGAAGAAAAGAAAGAGGAGAAGAAGAAGGAAGAAUCUGAGGAAGAAUCUGAUGAUGAUAUGGGCUUUGGUCUCUUUGACUAGACAUCAACCAUCAAUCAAGAAUAAUAUCAAUAAAAAAUGUUCAGUUAGAUCA